Molecule: messenger RNA, 4609 nt
Organism: Manis pentadactyla (Chinese pangolin)
Lineage: Eukaryota; Metazoa; Chordata; Mammalia; Pholidota; Manidae
Gene: ARNT2
Product: aryl hydrocarbon receptor nuclear translocator 2
Exons: 19
Coding region: 220-2340 (706 amino acids)
Biological process (GO): regulation of transcription by RNA polymerase II
Cellular component (GO): aryl hydrocarbon receptor complex; cytoplasm; transcription regulator complex
Molecular function (GO): RNA polymerase II cis-regulatory region sequence-specific DNA binding; protein dimerization activity; DNA-binding transcription factor activity, RNA polymerase II-specific
Source: RefSeq, a predicted model, not a curated record
GCUCCAAAUAAAUUGAUCAGUAUGCAAGACAGUUGUCACGGCUGAAUCAUGGUCCACAGUUAAGGUAAACAGAUCUGUGAUGACAUUUUCUGAGCAGAAUACAAAUGCAGCUCAUUUCGUCCCAGAGGUUUCUGCCAUUUCUUCUACGGAUAACAGAUUCUCUCAAGAAGGUGGUGGCCACAAGGAAGACAGAUCUUUGUUUAAUCCCUCUGAAAAGAAAUGGCUUCAGACAUCCCCGGAUCAGUGACGCUGCCCGUUGCCCCCAUGGCGGCCGCUGGCCAGGUGAGGAUGGCCGGGGCCAUGCCUGCCCGCGGAGGAAAGCGGCGUUCUGGGAUGGACUUCGAUGAUGAGGAUGGAGAAGGCCCCAGCAAAUUUUCAAGAGAGAACCACAGUGAGAUCGAAAGGCGCCGGCGGAACAAGAUGACACAGUACAUCACGGAGCUGUCCGACAUGGUGCCUACGUGCAGCGCGCUGGCCCGGAAGCCGGACAAGCUCACCAUCCUGCGCAUGGCUGUGUCCCACAUGAAGUCCAUGCGGGGCACGGGGAACAAGUCUACGGAUGGCGCCUACAAGCCUUCGUUCCUGACGGAGCAGGAGCUGAAGCAUCUCAUCCUCGAAGCAGCCGAUGGGUUUUUGUUCGUAGUGGCAGCUGAGACCGGACGGGUGAUUUACGUGUCUGACUCGGUCACCCCCGUUCUGAACCAGCCCCAGUCAGAGUGGUUCGGGAGCACCCUCUACGAACAGGUGCAUCCUGACGACGUGGAAAAGCUGAGAGAGCAGCUGUGCACCUCCGAAAACUCCAUGACAGGCCGGAUCUUGGACCUGAAGACAGGGACCGUCAAGAAGGAAGGGCAGCAGUCGUCCAUGAGGAUGUGCAUGGGCUCGCGGAGGUCCUUCAUCUGCAGAAUGAGGUGUGGAAAUGCUCCUCUGGACCACCUUCCUCUGAGCAGAAUCACCACCAUGAGGAAAAGGUUCAGGAACGGCCUCGGACCUGUGAAGGAGGGAGAGGCACAGUACGCUGUGGUGCACUGCACGGGGUACAUCAAGGCCUGGCCUCCUGCAGGGAUGACCAUCCCCGAAGAGGACGCUGACGUGGGCCAAGGCAGUAAAUACUGCCUCGUGGCGAUCGGAAGACUCCAGGUGACCAGCUCUCCUGUGUGCAUGGACAUGACUGGGAUGUCGGUGCCCACGGAAUUCUUAUCCAGGCAUAACUCUGAUGGCAUCGUCACAUUCGUGGACCCGAGAUGCAUCAGUGUUAUCGGCUACCAACCCCAGGAUCUUCUAGGAAAGGACAUUUUGGAAUUCUGCCACUCCGAGGACCAGAGCCAUCUGCGUGAGAGCUUCCAGCAGGUAGUGAAGCUGAAGGGCCAAGUGCUGUCGGUCAUGUACCGGUUCCGCACGAAGACCCGGGAGUGGGUGCUGAUCCGCGGCAGCAGCUUUACCUUCCAGAACCCGUACUCGGACGAGAUCGAGUAUAUCAUCUGCACCAACACCAACGUCAAGCAGCUGCAGCAGCAGCAGGCGGAGCUGGAGGUCCACCAGAGAGACGGGCUGUCGUCCUACGACAUAUCGCAGGUUCCUGUCCCCAGCCUGCCAGCCGGUGUCCACGAAGCCGGGAAGUCUGUGGAAAAAGCUGAUGCAAUCUUUUCCCAGGAAAGAGAUUCCCGGUUUGCUGAGAUGUUUGCAGGGAUCAGCGCAUCGGAAAAGAAGAUGAUGAGCCCGGCCUCUGCCACAGGGACUCCGCAGAUCUACCCCCAGGGCAGCCCCUUCCCCCCAGGACACUCAGGGAAGGCCUUCAGCACCUCGGUGGUUCACGUGCCCGGAGUGAACGACAUCCCGUCCUCCUCCUCGUCGAGCCAGAACAUGUCCCAGAUCUCCCGGCAGCUGAACCAGAGCCAAGUGGCGUGGACGGGCAGUCGGCCGCCCUUUCCGGGACAGCAAAUCCCCUCUCAGUCCAGCAAGACUCAGUCCUCGCCCUUCGGGAUCGGGACGAGCCACAGCUACGCGGCCGACCCCUCUUCCUACAGCCCGCUCUCCAGCCCAGCCACCUCGUCGCCCAGCGGGAACGCCUACUCCGGGCUGGCCAACAGGACUCCAGGGUUCGCUGAGAGCGGGCAGAGCGGCGGGCAGUUCCAGGGGCGGCCCUCGGAGGUCUGGUCGCAGUGGCAGAGCCAGCACCACGGGCAGCAGAGCGGCGAGCAGCACGCGCACCAGCCGGCAGGGCAGACCGAGGUGUUCCAGGACAUGCUGCCCAUGCCCGGGGAUCCCACCCAGGGAACCGGCAACUAUAACAUCGAGGACUUCGCCGACCUCGGCAUGUUCCCGCCGUUUUCCGAGUAGCUGCAGGCAGAGCCAGCCUCCCUCUGCAGUGCCACCCUGGCCGCGACCCCACCCUACCCCACAGCAGUCCCCUCAGCCCCCGUGCUCCCCUCAGCCCCACCCCAGCCCCAGCUGCUUGGUCACUGGCCAGGAGCCCUGGCACACGGGCGGCCGGCUGCAUUUAUCGUCUUUUGUCUGUGUGUGCUUGGGAGGUGAGCCCACCGGGCCCUUAAGGUCUGGUCGUGAAUCAUCCGGUAGCAGUGUCGGCCCGUAAACGUGCAGGGACAGUCUGGGUGCCAUGCAGCCCCCAUGGCCCACUGUGCAGCCAGGCGCUGCCGGCUCCGGCUGCCUGCGGGGGCGAGCGGGAAGCUCGCAGGGCAGAGGCUGUCUCCCCCUGUCCCCCCACGUCUGUGCCUCCACAGCGAUGUGGGCCAUGUGGACUCUGUGUGUGUGACCUGAGCUCCAUCCCAGUGGUUGUGUUGUGCCCUGUGUCAUGUGUGGCCGGAGUGAGUGUCUGGAAGCCAGGUAGUGAGAGGCUGGACGGGCAGCCCCCCCACCCCCCAGAGGAAGCGCAGCCCAGCGUCUGUUCAUCGGGGGACUGGCACAGCGUCACCAGGAGUCACAGCCGGGAACCUGCUCACUUUCGUAGGUCACCUCUUCCACCCAAGCCCCUGCCAGAUAUAAGGAGUCCUUAGAGAGAAACCUGGAGCCCUCCCCAGGGGACCCCCGAGGGCCCGAAGGCUCCUCUCCUGGCUGCCUGGGGUGUUCCUCAGCCUGGCUCCCCUGGUGAGAGGUGGGUCUGAUCCCCUCCAGUGCCUGCCGGGGCACAGCUGGAGGUCGCUGGGCCCUGGGUCCUUUGCGGAGGGGUGAACCAGUAAGCAAGCGGAGGGGAACUGGCCGGAUGCCACACCCAAGGGGUUCUUUCACCAAGAAAAUCUGGACAAACUGGAGUAAGAAUUACAGCCCGAGGGCAUCUCGUUAGCCCAGUUUCGAUAGACCCUCCCGUGCAAUGCAGGCCUGCCCAGCCGGAUGCCGACAUGAGGACCACUGUGUGUGGCCUCCGCCCGUGCCCCACCCGGUGCCCUACUCUGGACACGGAGUCCACACUCCACUGGGAAGGAGAGGGGCCCUGGGUUUGGCUCUGUGACCCGCCUGCCCCUCCCGCCUCACUCGCCUGGGCCGUCCACUGGCUCUCCCGAGGCUAAGGGUGGAAGGCUGUCCACCGCAAUGGGCACUGCCUGGGCUGUGGCGAGGACACAUGGGCAGUUGUAGUGAGGCGGAAGCAGGUGCAGGUAGUGACUGUGACGGUGGCUGAGGAGGUCCUGGAGCACCGUCCCUGUGUGUCACGUUCCAGCUGUGCUUCUAGCUCUGGUUUUAGCGAUUGAUGGAGCCACAUUCUCCCCAGCCUCCCAGUGUAUUAAAUUCAACCCUUUUGCUGUUUCAUGAAUGCCUGUUGCAAGUAGUGGGGAGAUUCUGAUAGUUGAUGGAACUGGCCUGGGGAGCUUGCAUCUUCCUUGCGGGGCAGCAGACCGUUCCCCAGACUGGACACGUCUGACUCUCCCGUUGCUGCUGUGCAGCCUUCGCCAAGGGAGGAGGCAGCCCCCACGUCAGCACUGGGCCAGCAGGUGAGCUCCGGGGACAGUGAGCAGACAGUGAGCACCCCCCACCUGGGCCCGCCUGCUGCCCAACACUUACAACCCGCCAGGUAAGCAGGACUAUGCCAGUUACCCACAGCUCUCGCUGGUAAAAGGCAGAUGGAAAUGUUCUUUGUCUUACCGGGAAAUGAGUUUGGUCCUUAGGCUGCUGUGUCCUGACCAGCCAGGGGUCCAGGCUGCCCUCACUGCCCCAAACCCUCUCCUGUGUGCUGAGGGCUGUGAGCCUGGCAGUCACCAUCUCCUCCAUGCAACUUAAGGAGGCGCCUCCCCAAGGAGCCGGCACUUCUCACACGUGUAGGGGGGCCACAGCCACAAGGCACGGAUUGCAGAGGCGGCCACAUGAAGGUCCCACAGGCUAUGCAAGACCAGGACGAUUUGCUUCCUGAAACACCUUGUCCUUCAGAAACACAAGGCUUCCCAGACAGGCAUCAGUAGACAGUGUACGCGCUUGAUCACGUCUCUUAACCUUUCUUCUUAUGGGUGCGAGCUGUGCUGUGGAUAAGGCCUCAUUUGUAAUUCUUGAAUGUUCCCUACGACUAACAGUUACUAAAUCGGUUGUGUAUAUGUGUGACUAAUGUAACUGCCUUUUAAAAUUUCAUUACAAUAAAAAUGACUUUGCUCUGAACACUGAAUAA